Trichomycterus rosablanca is the source of this 4588-nucleotide messenger RNA. It is a transcript of the gene wt1a, whose product is annotated as WT1 transcription factor a. The record is from RefSeq and is a predicted model, not a curated record. The transcript is spliced from 9 exons. Bases 238 to 1509 code for a protein of 423 amino acids. NCBI's taxonomy places the organism in Eukaryota, Metazoa, Chordata, Actinopteri, Siluriformes, Trichomycteridae. Gene Ontology annotation, cellular component: nucleus. Gene Ontology annotation, biological process: regulation of transcription by RNA polymerase II. Gene Ontology annotation, molecular function: RNA polymerase II cis-regulatory region sequence-specific DNA binding; DNA-binding transcription factor activity, RNA polymerase II-specific.
AGAACCUCGUUGUGACCGUCCCACUGAGCCCCUGUUUCUUUUUGCAUCGUAUCCUGCUCUUUAUCCAUCUCUGUCUUGGUCUGCUAGAAGAAGCGUCUCUCCUUUAUGCUCAUGGAGGCACCAUUUAUUCUCACCCUCAGAAUUCGGCCAUGAGACUCUGUUGGACUUGACUUAAGCUUUGUUGUGGAUUCUCAAGCCAGACUCUCUCUGUUUCCGGUUUAGGACACCUUGUGUAAGAUGACAGCGAUGGGCUCAGAAGUACGUGACCUUAACACACUCCUGUCCCCUGUGCCAGCACUCCCAGCGGGGAAUGGGAACUGCCCUCUGCCUGUAAGCAGUGCCCCUCAGUGGGCACCUGUACUGGACCUUCAUACUGGCACCCCCUACAGCUCACUGGGCUCACACUCCUUCAUUAAGCAAGAGCCCAGCUGGGGCUCAACUGACCCCCAUGAGGAUCCUCAUUGUGGCCUUAGUGCCUUUACAGUACACUUCUCGGGACAGUUCACAGGCACCGGGGCGUGCAGGUAUGGCGCAUUUGGGGCACCAACACCGAACCAGACCCCUGCUAGUCAAACUAGGAUGUUCAGCAAUAGCCCAUACCUGUCCAACUGCAUGGACAGCCAGACUGGAUCCAGAAACCAGGGUUACAGUGCUGUUUCCUUUGAUGGUGCCACAAACUACGGACACACGCCGUCCCACCACACCUCCCAGUUCCCUAACCACCCCUUCAAACAUGAAGACACAAUCCCACAGCAAAGCAACAUGGGUGAGCAGCAGUAUCCCGUUCCUCCUCCUGUUUACGGCUGCCACACGCCAUCCGAGAGCUGCACAGGGAGCCAAGCACUGCUCCUGAGGAACCCUUACAACAGUUUGAACCCUAGCAAUGACAACUUAUACCAAAUGGCACAGUUGGAGUGCAUGGGCUGGAACCCAGUCAACACGUUGGCAUCUACAAUUAAGAGUCAUCCUAGCAGUUAUGAGAAUGACCCAAGCAUGAUGUACAGCUGCAGCGCCCAGUACCGAAUACACACCCAUGGAGUCUUCAGAGGAAUUCAGGAUGUGAGACGGGUGCCAGGCAUUGCUCCUGCCAUUGUGCGCUCAUCCGAAACCAACGAAAAGCGGCCGUUCAUGUGUGCCUACCCCGGCUGUAACAAGCGCUACUUCAAACUCUCUCACUUACAGAUGCACAGUCGCAAACACACAGGUGAAAAGCCCUACCAGUGUGACUUCACAGACUGCGGCCGGCGAUUUUCCCGAUCUGAUCAGCUAAAGAGGCAUCAGAGAAGACACACAGGUGUUAAACCUUUCCAGUGUGAGACAUGUCAGAGAAAGUUCUCACGGUCAGACCAUCUUAAGACGCACACCCGGACUCAUACAGGUAAAACAAGUGAAAAGCCCUUUAACUGCAGGUGGCCAAACUGCCAGAAGAAGUUUGCCAGAUCUGAUGAGCUAGUCCGGCACCACAACAUGCACCAGAGGAAUCUGACCAAACUGCAGCUGACCAUCUGAAGAAGCUAACUGCUGCCAUGCAAACGUCAUCUGCUGUCACAUGGGAUAAUUUCCAGUUCUGCGUGUCUCAGCUCUGCAUGUUUGACUCUAACCAAAGAUAUACACAUUUGGGCCCUAGAUAGCUGAUGACCAUGUCAGCUCACUGUACUAUUCCUUACUUUUCACAAUGCAAAUGGGUGUCUAUAGAAAUAAUGUAAAGGUGUUUUCAAAUGUAGGAAUGUGUCUUGAUUUCAUGCACAAAUGGCAGUUUAAGCCCAUUUAGCAUUUAGCUAUCCACAUUAGCUUUCUAGAUCAGCCUAUUUAAAUGAUAUAGUUCAAUUACACGUCAUUUUUUUAAUGCAUUUUCUCCCAUUUUCCUCCCGAUUUAGCGUAGUCAAUCUGUCUUCCGCUGCUGAGGGAUGCCCGAUUGCAUCCGAGGACAGCAUGUCGCUGUACACGCCUCUUCCAACAAAUGCACAGCCUUCCUCUUCUUUCCCCUGCAUUCCGCAAAUCAGGGUCCUUACACAGCAUAUGAAGAUCCCACCCCACACAUAGUCCGGCCCCCACCCUGCAGAUACGGUGGCCAAUUAGUAUCUGCUACAGGCACUGCCAAUUAUGUCGGCCAGAUGGCGCCCAGCCGGCCGGUUGCAAAGCCGAGUUUCGAACCGUUCAGAAUCUCGGUGCUGGUGUGCUAGCAGAAUAUCCCGCUGCGCCACCUGGGUGCCUGGACAACAGUCUCUUUAUGUUGUCCAGAGAUUGUGGAUGUCUAAUAUAAUAAAGUAAAUGCCUCGUUAACAUGCUAUAUUUAAACAGCCAGACUAUCAAAGUCUUGCCUACUUACUUCUUUUCAUAAUACAUAUGCAAUGAACAGAAUCCAGUUUAAGGUAAUGGCUGCAGUCCAAUCCAAAGCGAUAAUUUCUACUAAGGGCACUUUGAAGUGUGUCCACUCACAGCAGCAGAUUCAAAGUAAGGAAAACUGUUUACUGUAUAGGGCUCGUUGCUACGGUCAUUCUUGAUAAGGAGGACUGAUAAGGCUUUAGACUCCGAGAGAUCUUUGCUGUGUUUUCUGUCUGAAUAAAAUAUGAUCAUAGCAACCAGCUUGUUUACCUCUGAAAACAGUUAGAUGUUAAGUUUAUAAACUUAAAUAUUGAUCAAUCCAUUUUAUAUGCUUUUGAAAAUAAGCUUUAAAUCUAAGAUUGGAAGUGUGUUGGCUGUUAUUCUCAUUUCAUUUGAGGCCCACAGUUUCCUUACUACAGAGGUUGUACCUUUUAAAGGGAUUAAUGCAUAGUGAUAAUCCUUUAGAAUGGACCAAAGCAAUUGCAAACAACUAAGAAAUAGUAUCACAAGAGUGUUCAGGUGUAAGGUACACUUUCUAACAAAGCUUUGUAAACAUGUUGCUGAUUUCAAUAACAAGUAUUUAUGCACAAUCAUUUUGUAUGAAGGUACUCUGGGUGGGUUAAACUACAAAUUGUAAUGCAUCACCCCCUUUCCCCAAAGUUCCCCACAUCACAUCAGAUCAGAUCUCAGAAAGCAGAUCACCAAUCACCCGAACACACAGUUGUACAAAAGUAUAAAAAAAUGAUGGUCAGAUGUAACUCAAGAACAGCAACCCAGGUAUCAAGCAUUGCUGUUGGUUUAGAAGGUGUCAAACAAAAAGAUAGCCCCGUUCCAAAAUCAGCACCUUGAAAUCUGACAGAAAUUUAUUUGUCUCACAGACAAAUAAAAAAAAAAACAGGAACCGGGAAAUGCAGGAUAUAAACUCUUUAGCUUCAGUUUCAGUUGCUUUAUGUUUUUAUUCAAUGCACAUCAACGUAUUACUAUAGAUUGUAUGUAGAUAUUAUGCAGAUAAUGCAAAAUGGCUUUUUGAUGUAGGUCAUUGGUGGAUGUUUAUCUGAACUAUAUGCAACACUGGAGCUGAUUCUGUCUUCUAUCUGGGUCCAUAUUGUGUAUAUCUAUGGUUCUAAUGUAUCUAAUAUAACUCAUGAAGAACUUGAUAUUCAGUUGAUGAGACAGCAAUAAUAUAAUGCAAGACAUGCCGUGGCGGUGAGUGCUGCCUGCCGUGUCUCUGGGGGGACUGGAGUUUGACCUCUGACCUGCUCACACUGUUACAUGUAGUAGCAUUAAGACCAGAACUGAUCUCAGAACUGAACUUCUACCAGCUGGGGCAUCUGCUUUGUGAAUGAUCAUUGUGUUGGUUUGGUCAGUUGAAGUAUUCUAGAAAGGGCACAAAGUGGGACAUUUAGUACUCAAACAAUUCAGCGCUAAAACAAUUCAGUACUGGCACUGUUAUGGGAUCCCGUGAGGAUCUAAUGUGACCCUGUGUAAAUGCCAGUGCUGAUGUAUAAUAAUAAUGCAUGGUAUAUUUACUGUAGUAGCUCUUAGAGAUUUUUGAACUAAUUUAUUACUUUCCUUUGUAAAUUUAAACCUUUCAAGCAUUUGCUUACACCCACAUAUUCAGCAUCCCAUUAUAGUGUGUUCCACUUCAGACCUGAAUCAUAAUGUAUACAAGGACCAGUCGUGAUGGUAUAAUACAAACGUCUAUUCUGUGCUGUUAGUGAACCCCCAAACGCCAUCAGACAUCAGCAGUUAUAUUGUAAGUAAGUCACACUGGCUAUGUGACAAGAUUUCUGGUCUAGUUGUAAAUAUUCCUGGAACAAAAAAUAAUGGGAUUUUUUAAACAAUUUUAGGGAAAAUGUGACUCACAUUAACAAAGACAGAAAAUGUGAAGCUACAUAAAUGGGAUUGUUUUUUAUUUCUAAACUGUGUGUUUUUCUGUAUCAUAUAAAUAUAUGCAGUAUGUUAUUGAUAAUCCUUUUUUAUAAUUAAACUUGACAACAGCAAUACUGAGUGGUUGUAAAUAUUUUUAGAUGUAUCCGUGUGGUGCAGUAAUUCCCGAACUGUGUACAGGUACCACUGAUGUUACUUGAAGCUCCCAAAAGUGGUACUCCAGAUGAUCUUGGAAAACAUUCAGUGUGGAAUAAAUCACUGUAAAAUAAUAUUGAAAUGAUAGAAAUUUGUUCAAAAACAAGAUGUUUUAAUAUUUCUACUCUAAUACAAUGUUUGUUUAUUGUUUAAUAAAACAUUUUGUAGAUUUUAUGUA